AUGGAAAAACCAUAUUAUGUUCGAAAUCAUAACAUAUUUACAAGUGGCAAUAUGCUCAGUUAUCCCGCUGGUGGAUCAACAAAUAUCUACAUGGAGGAUGAAGACGGACGAGCAUAUUAUAAUUUUGAAAUCAUUGAUAAAAUCUACGAUAAUUAUGUUGAACAUGGUUUUAUACCAAUAAUUGAAUUAGAUUUUAUGCCAUUAGAUUUAGUACCAGAUUCAAAAGAUUUACCAUCUGAUUGGGCAAUGGGUCGAGAUGUAGGGCAUGAGUCGUAUGAACAAAAUAAAUGGAAAUUACCACCUAAAGAUUAUAAAAAAUGGCAGCAGUUAAUUGAAAUAUUUGCUAAUCAUCUUUACGAAAGAUAUGGUGAACAAGUACAAAAUUGGUAUUUCGAAGUAUGGAAUGAGCCGAAUUUAACAAACUAUUGGUUAGGAUCAGUUGAAGAUUAUUGUAAACUAUAUGAUUAUUCUGCUGAAGCAAUUAAACGAGUAAAUAAAUCUUUUAAGAUUGGCGGACCAGCUACAUCGGAUAUUGGAACAGAGUUUUUAAAACAAUUUUUAGACCACGUGACAUCCGGUAAAAAUUAUGUAACGGAUGAAAUCGGAACGGCUAUUGAUUUCAUAUCAUUUCAUACAAAAGGUGCCUAUUAUGUUCCUCGAAGAUCUUAUGGUCAUAAAGUUAAUCAUCAAUCACCAAGUCUUGCAAAGAUUCUAAACGAUAUUCGUAGUAACUUAAUCGUUUGUAAUGAAUUUGAACAAUUGAAUAAUUUACCAAUCUUUAUUGAUGAAUGUGAUCCUGCUGUCGGUACAAUUUAUGGUGUUUAUGAUAAUCCAAAUUACAAUAUAUGCAAUACAGAAUAUUAUCCUUGUAUUGUUGCAUCGAUGAUCUAUCAUAUAUUAUCUUUGUCUAGUCGAAUUCAAAUGAUAACACAUUGGUCCUUUUAUAUGGAAGGAAAACGAUUAUUUGAAGGUAAUAGAACGCUAAUGACAAACUAUAAUUUACAUUUACCUAUUUUAUCUGGUUUGAAAUUAUUCGGAAAAUUAAAAUAUAAACGAUUACUCAUUGAAACGAAUCAAAUACAUUUGCCAAUUUUUGGUAUCGCAACAUGUGACGAUGAAAAUAAAAGUUAUCAAUUAUUACUUUUCUAUCAUGUUGACGAUUGGACACAUGAAGAUAUUCAAUCGAUUAGUAUCACUUUUAAAAAUAUUCCAUUAGAAAAUGUACUAUUGAAGCAUUAUCGAAUUGAUUCAAAUCAUAAUAAUCCAUAUGUAGAAUGGGUUAGAAUGGGAAAACCAGAUGAAUUGAAUCCGAAUCAAUUAGAGCAUUUGAAACAUAGUCAAGAAUUAAAAUUAUUGUAUGCUCCAGUUAAAUAUAAGAUUGAAAAUAAUCAAUUAAAAUUAGCUUCAUUUGAUUUGCCGAGUCAUUCGAUCUCGCUUAUUGAAUUAACAAAUAUUAGCAUUUAA
Molecule: messenger RNA, 1464 nt
Organism: Rotaria socialis
Lineage: Eukaryota; Metazoa; Rotifera; Eurotatoria; Philodinida; Philodinidae
Source: the annotation of a GenBank genome assembly